ACAACAAUGAAAUGGAAACUACACCAAACAACAAUGACAAUAAAAUCGAAACUACACCAGACAACAAUAAAAUCGAAACCACACCAGACAACAAUGAAAUGGAAACUACACCAAACAACAAUGACAAUAAAAUCGAAACUACACCAGACAACAAUGAAAUCGAAACUACACCAGACAACAAUGAAAUAAAUACCACCCCAUCAAUUAACAAUGGAAUCACACGAAAUAACAACGAAAUAAAAAAAGACGAAACCGCACAAAGAACAACUAGAACUAUAAUGACUAACUUAAAUUCCGAUGACCCGCAAUAUAUUGAAAUUAAAGAAUUAUUUCGUUCAGGACUUCCAAAUCAAGAUAUUAUGGCAAUAAUACAUUUACAAAUGCCUACUAAGAAGGUUGAAGUUCAUGAGGGUUAUAAGAGAACAUUUAAUGUUAAUUCAACAUAUCGUAUGUUUCAUGGUACAAAGAUUGCUUGUAAUCCUGAACUAUUAGUUUCGCAAGAGAAUAAUUAUUCGUUUUGUAGAUCUGGUUGUGGAAUGUGCGGUAUUAUACAAAAUGGAAAUCUAAAAAAGCACUCAAAACAUUCCAGAUAUAUGUGGUUUGCAGAUAAUUCCACUACAUCUUAUAGUUAUACUAGUCUAACUGGUAUAAAAGCUAUGUUUGUUGUUGAUAUUAUUUCUCCAAUUAAUGGAAGUGCUACUCUACCAAGAUAUUUAAUCUUAUUCAAAGACCAUGGAACCAAACCAAUUAAACAAAUUAACCCCAGAAUUACAUCACGUUCUACCAAUAAAAGAACAACUAGAACUAUAAUAAAUAGCUUAAAUUUUGAUGACCCGCAAUAUAUUGAAAUUGAAAAAUUAUUUAGUUCAAAACUUAAUCAAAAGAUUCUUUCAAUAAUGCAUUUACAAAUGCCUUUUAAAUUGGUUGAAGCUCAUGAAGAAUAUAAGAAAUUAUUUAAAAACAAUUCAACACAUCGUAUGUUUCAUGGUACAAGGACUAUUUGUAAUUCUAGACAAUUAAUUACGCAAAGGAGUAAUUAUUCGUUUUGUAAAAUUGGUUGUGGAAUGUGCGGCAUUAUACAAAAUGGAAAUCAAACAAAAUGUUCAAAAUAUUCCAGUCAAAUGUGGUUUGCAGAUAAUCCCGCUACGUCUCAUGGUUACGUUGGUUUAACCGAAAUAAAAGCUAUGUUUGUUGUUGAUAUCGUUUCCUCAAUUAAGGGAAGUGUAUUAAUCAUCGACAAAGAAUGUGUAAGUUUUAUCGAUAAACUCGUUCCUGAUGAUUUGAAUUUGAGAAAAAAGCUUAAAAGACAAAUCUGGAUUGGUACUGGUGCUGGUUUAAUAAUUUCAUUGAUAAUUGGAGCAAUUUUCAUUGGCAUUUUCUAUACAGUUGCUAGAAAUUUAUGGGAAGAUAGUGAGGCAGCAUGGGAGGGAGCAUUCUGUCUUAUUGCCUCAGUUAUUAUAACCAUUAUGUCAUUGAGUAUGGUAAGAAUUUCGACAUGGAAAGCUAAAUGGGAAGGAAAACUUCAAGAUGCAACAGAAUUAUAUCUUCAAAAACACAAAAAAGGGAACCGAUGGGCCUUAAUUAUAUUGCCAUUUACGGUUGUCUUACGCGAAUCUUUGGAAUCGAUUGUGUUUAUUGGAGGGAUUGGAUUUGACAAACCUGCCUCCGGUCUUCCUAUUCCAGUUAUUACUGGUAUUUUGGCAGGAUUCUUUAUUGGAUGGAUUAUCUAUGCAGGAUCCCAUAAACUUUCAUUACACGUAUUUUUCAUUUCAACUACCGUACUCUUGUUAUUUAUCGCCGCCGGACUAUUUUCAACAGCAAUUCAUGAAUUAGAGGAAGCCACAAAAAAAGAAGGCGAAGAAGAAAUUGUCCUCUGGAAUGCUACGUGCUGUGAUCCCAAAAAAAAUCAUUUUUGGGAUAUAAUGAAAACAAUUUUUGGGUGGCGAAGCAAAGCUACACUUGUUGAAGAAAUUAUUACGGAAAAUAAAGCGUAA
Molecule: messenger RNA, 1994 nt
Organism: Diversispora eburnea
Lineage: Eukaryota; Fungi; Glomeromycota; Glomeromycetes; Diversisporales; Diversisporaceae
Source: the annotation of a GenBank genome assembly